GAGAAUCGAUUGGACUUCCGCCAGGGCCUGCAACUGAAAACAACGCCAACCGUCUCACAAUUUUGACAGCUCUUUUACAUCCGUGCAACAGAGUUGGAAAGCUGUAAAAAUGACUUGCAAAAGGCGCAAUGGAGGACGUUCAAAACACGGCCGAGGUCAUGUAAAGCCAGUUCGUUGCACCAAUUGUGCAAGAUGUGUUCCUAAGGAUAAAGCCAUCAAGAAAUUUGUUAUUCGUAACAUUGUUGAAGCUGCAGCUGUAAGGGAUAUCACCGAGGCUUCAGUCUAUACUCAAUACGUUCUUCCAAAACUUUACGCCAAGCUACACUACUGUGUUUCGUGUGCGAUCCACAGUAAAGUAGUACGUAAUAGAAGCAAGAAGGACAGGAGGAUCAGAACUCCACCUCAGAGAAAUUUCCCUGGACGAGACAACAAUCGCGCUCAGCAACAACAGAGAAAAUGAAAUGUUUCCAUUCGUUUUUACAAUAAAGACCUAAUGUAGAGUA
This is a messenger RNA of Leptinotarsa decemlineata (Colorado potato beetle), 503 nucleotides long. RefSeq names its product Ribosomal protein S26 (gene RpS26). The record is from RefSeq and is a predicted model, not a curated record. Gene Ontology annotation, cellular component: ribosome; cytosolic small ribosomal subunit. Gene Ontology annotation, biological process: translation. Lineage: Eukaryota; Metazoa; Arthropoda; Insecta; Coleoptera; Chrysomelidae. Gene Ontology annotation, molecular function: mRNA binding; structural constituent of ribosome.